AAGUGUUGUCAGUGCUUCAGUACUGUACACACUCUCACUGAAGUUACAGUAAAAUGCUCUGACAUGAGUGCUGACAGGAAUGUUACAGAUUUGAGUAACGGACUCGAGAAUGUUCCAGUUCCUAUCAGUGGGGGUUCAGACGGACGGACUCUUCCUGAAUUUGAGUAUUGCCCGGAUAAUGUUCAAGGACCAGGAUGCACUUUCGACCCCAGUGAAGUCUCACUUCCAGGAUGCUCCUGCCAUUCCCUCUCCUGUGUUGCUGAGAGCUGCUCCUGUCUUCGGACACAUGGACAGGUAUAUGACAGCACCGGCACACUGCUGAGCCUAAGAAACACGGACUCUGGUUACUGCUCACCUGUAUUUGAGUGUAACGCCCUGUGUACCUGCAGUGAUGCAUGCUCUAACCGGGUUGUUCAGAAGGGGUUAAGGCUCAGGUUAGAGGUUUACAGCACCGAGAACACGGGCUGGGGAGUACGGACACUAGAGCCAAUCUCAAAUGGGACAUUUGUGUGCGAGUAUGCAGGAGAGGUGAUAAGCUUUGAGGAGGCCAGACACAGACAGCUCGCUCAGAGCAUUAAAGAAAACAACUACAUCAUUGCAGUGAGGGAGCAUGCUGGUAGAGGCACCGUCACUGAGACGUUUGUGGACCCAGCCAAGGUGGGGAAUGUAGGUCGCUUUCUUAACCACUCCUGCCAGCCCAACCUUUUCAUGCAGCCGGUGCGUGUGCACUCUGUGGUGCCUCGACUGGCUCUGUUUGCUGCUAGGAAUAUUGAUGCACAAGAGGAGCUGACGUUUGACUACUCAGGAGGAUACAGCAACCAACCUCCUGCAGAGCUGCUGUCCAGUAACAGCGCUGGUGCAGUAGGGGCCAAAAAGUCAGAUGGAAUCCUGAGAAAAAAGUGCUACUGCGGUGCUGACAACUGUGUUCAAUUUCUUCCUCUGGAUUUAUCCAUUAUAAACUGAAAAGAAAUCAGUUUUAAUAUAUUUGUCUUACUGUCAAGAAAAUGCCAUAUUUAUGAAUAAAUGAGAAACACUG
Molecule: messenger RNA, 1036 nt
Organism: Cheilinus undulatus (humphead wrasse)
Lineage: Eukaryota; Metazoa; Chordata; Actinopteri; Labriformes; Labridae
Gene: setmar
Product: SET domain and mariner transposase fusion gene
Exons: 2
Coding region: 64-963 (299 amino acids)
Cellular component (GO): nucleus
Molecular function (GO): protein binding; histone methyltransferase activity; zinc ion binding
Source: RefSeq, a predicted model, not a curated record